AUGUCCGAAACCACAUUUGCCAAAUCAUUCCUCGCGACGCUCGACUCUCGCCCUAUCAAGCUCCGUGCAGACCAUGUCUUUGACCCAGAGCAGGUUGGCCUGCGUGUGCCGUACACUCUUCCCCGCCUCCAAGCCCCGCACCCUGAGAUGCCCAAGAAAGUAAAGAAGAGUCAAGCUCCAGGUUCCUCCAAGUCCAUCAAUGUCCGCGUCAAAUCUGCCCGCAACCCCGCGCUAGAGUUCACUAUUCCCAAUGCUCCAAUUUCCACCACCACAGUGCAAGAUCUCCGGGACGCCGUGCGCGCCCGUGUCGCUGAUGCGCAAGGGAACCCCGUUGCCCUGGAUAAGAUUAAGGUCCUAUAUCACCGCAAGCCGGUUAGUGGGACGGGAAAAACCGUUGCGGAGAUUCUGGUUGAUGUGCCGGAGAUGUUGGCGGGCGGUAAGGAGGUUGAGUUUGGUGUGAUGAUUAUUGGUGGUGCGAAAACGAUUGAUGUUGCGGAGUCUCAGCCUGGUGAAGAGACCAGGGAUGUUUCGCCGCCCAAGGCAGCGGUCGGACCGAGUGGUGCGGAAUUGUUGGAGACGGACGCUUUCUGGGAUGAUCUUCAGGGUUAUUUGCAGCAGCGAUUGAAGGAUGAGCAAGAGGCGCUGCGCUUAAGAGUUCUGUUUAGGGAAGCUUGCAAGGCAUCUCAGUAA
Molecule: messenger RNA, 690 nt
Organism: Penicillium waksmanii
Lineage: Eukaryota; Fungi; Ascomycota; Eurotiomycetes; Eurotiales; Aspergillaceae
Exons: 2
Coding region: 1-690 (229 amino acids)
Source: RefSeq, a predicted model, not a curated record